Molecule: messenger RNA, 5138 nt
Organism: Radiomyces spectabilis
Lineage: Eukaryota; Fungi; Mucoromycota; Mucoromycetes; Mucorales; Radiomycetaceae
Product: P-loop containing nucleoside triphosphate hydrolase protein
Exons: 6
Coding region: 336-4985 (1549 amino acids)
Biological process (GO): transmembrane transport
Cellular component (GO): fungal-type vacuole membrane; fungal-type vacuole
Molecular function (GO): ABC-type peptide transporter activity; ATP hydrolysis activity; ATP binding
Source: RefSeq, a predicted model, not a curated record
AAAAAAGGAUUUUUCUGCUCUUGCAACACCCAAAUUUUUUUUUCUCCAUCGUCUCGGGCAGGCUUUUAAAGUUCAAGUCCGAACAAAUGGCGCAAGAAAACGGCAAGAACUGCCUGAAAUGGGCAAUGGCGGGUAUUAAAUUUAUCGAUUGGUAGAUGGUUUUUCCUGCUCAAGUGCAACUGACCCUGAAUGCACAUUUGAAUGUCCUCAAUUUGUGCUUCCUAGUUUUUUUCGCUUAAUUUUUUUUUUUUCCUUCUUCUUUUAAAGUUCUUUUUUUCUUCUUUCCUUACUCCAAUUAAUAUAUUGAUACCGAUUUACCAGGGAACAUACUGCGUAUGGAUCAUUGUAACCCAUAUAAUCCCUGGAUAGGCGAUGAUUUCACGCCAUGCUUCAGAAAACAGUAUAUUGACGCUUACUUACCGUAUGCGAUCAUGGCAUGUUCGGCGAUCAUGGCACUGAUCGGUGUAUUUCGGUGGCGACGACGAUGCGUCAUGAGCAAAUAUGCUCCGUUGAAAAGUCAGCCUUCGGUCAUGCCAUCCUACGGCACCGUACCGGAUGUUGCUGAUGAUCACUCUUCAAGCAGCAGUAGCACACUCACGCCCGAAGCAGAAAGUCAGAUGGUGACCUCCAGGUGGUCCGUGUACAACUUGGCAAGAGUGGCGUUGGCAGUUGCGCAAAUCGUUUUAUACGUACAGAUGGGUUUAGCCAAAUUGAGCGAUACCACCGAUCCCUAUCUUUUUGGUAUCGUCACAAGUUCUCUGGUGUUUUGGGGUUACUCGUUGAUACUUGCUCUUGCCAAUGUAUCUAGUCGCUACAAAUCAUUGGCUGAUAUGCUUUGCCAUCAUCUCAAUGGACUCUACGUUUGCAGCUUUAUCAUUGCUUUGAUUGAUGUGCGUUCCAAUUAUUUAUUGGGUGGACUGGAGAAUAUUGGGCUCGAGUACCGCCUUGCUCUAGUCUCGUUUUCCCUUACUUCACUGAUGUUGGUCCUUGUUAUCAAUGAGGAACGUCAUGCCCCGGAGAAACCCAUUAUCACUGAAACUGGACGCAUCAUGUCGGGUGAGAAAUGGGCUUCCAUUUAUUCCCAGUUCAUGUUCACUUGGACCAAUGCCAUGAUGAAGGAAGGAAGCAAGCGUACGUUGAACGACCAGGAUCUUUUGGAAUUACCUGCGGAAAACCGAGCCAAGGAUACCCUGAUGACUUACCGAUCUCAUCGCACCAAGUCCAUGGCAUUGUCUAUCUUCUGGACCUUCCGACGGGCGCUAACGUAUCAGUUCUUUUAUUGUAUGGUGUGGUCCGUCGUCAUGUUUGGUCCUCCCUACUACCUCAACAAGAUCAUCAAGUUCAUUGAACAAAAGGAUACCGCCCAAGUGCCUCUCUCCAGUGCGUACUUGUAUGUCUUUGGCCUGUUUGUCACCUCCAGUUUGCAAUCGCUCGCUUAUCAGCAGGCGCUGUACAUUGGUCGUACCCUGGGUAUUCGUAUUCAAUCCAUUGUGGUGGGUGAAGUGUUCAGCAAAUCGUUGCGUCGCCGAGAUGAAAGUGGUGCCGCCGCCUCCAAAACCGACGAUGAUGACAAGGAAACCGAAGGCAACGUCAAUAAUCUCUUGUCCGUGGAUGCUCAAAAGAUGGGCGAACUUACCGCUUACAUCUUUUACGUGUACUGCUUUCCUCUGCAGAUCGUCAUUUGUAUCUGGAGUCUGUAUCAGUUGCUCGGUAAAGCAUCUAUUUAUGGUGUCGUGGUCAUGCUUAUUCUUCAGCCUGUCACCUAUUUCCUCAGCCGUCGAUUCCAAAAGUCGCAUCAGUACGUCAUGAAGUGCACCGAUAAGCGUAUCAAGCUGAUGAAUGAAUUGUUGGCCGCCAUUCGUAUCGUGAAAUUCUUUGCCUGGGAAAAUCAGUUUCGACAACGGGUGGUCGCGGCGCGUGAUGUUGAACUGAAAGCGAUCCGAUCCCGACUUUACAUGUUUAUGUGGAUGGGCAAUGCGUGGUUCCUUAUCCCUAUUCUGAUCAUGGUCACCGUCUUUUACGUCUAUACCCGAGAACUCGUUUUAACCGCUUCGACGGCUUUCACAGCCUUGGCCUUGUUCAAUACCUUCAAGAGUGCCUUGGACGAAUUGCCUAUCAUCAUCUCCUAUGUCCUUCAAGCCAGAGUGUCACUUGGUCGUGUUGAAAAGUUUUUGGCCGAAGAUGAAGUGGACCUGUCCAUGCAACAACCCACCACGAAUACCCACAUUGGGUUUAUCAACAAUGCCAGCUUCAGCUGGGACAAACCUUCUGCGAACUCGUCUGAACCGGUGAAGCUUGCUUUGAAAAAUCUCAACAUCUCUUUCCCCCGGAGCAAGUUGUCCAUUGUGUGUGGUCCCACUGGUGCCGGCAAAACGACGCUUUUGGCCAGUCUGUUGGGUGAAACCUAUUGUGUAUCGGGGGCGGCUGUGCUGCCUCGUCAUCCCGUCACUUCACGCAGUCCUCUGGGUGGUGCGGUCUCGGGCAUUGCCUAUGUUGCUCAGACAGCUUGGUUGCAAAACUGCAGUAUCCGCGACAACAUCCUGUUUGGUUUGCCGUUUGAUGAAGAACGCUACCAUAAAAUCUUGUACAUGACCGCGUUAACCCGUGAUCUCGAAAUUCUCGAAUACGGUGAUUCGACUGAAGUCGGCGAAAAAGGUAUUACCCUCAGUGGUGGACAGAAACAAAGAGUGGCAAUUGCGCGUGCUGUCUACUCGCAAGCCGAAACCAUUAUUUUGGAUGAUUGUCUCAGCGCUGUGGAUGCUCACACUGCUAAGCACUUGUAUGAAAACUGUCUAACGGGCGAACUCAUGCAGAACCGCACGAUUAUCUUGGUCACGCAUCACGUUGGCUUGUGUAUGAAGGGCGCUGAUUACGUGGUGGCUCUGCAGGAAGAUGGUACGGUGGCCUCGUGUGGUACCCCUCAGCAGGUUAUUAAAAGCGGUGUAUUGGGUGACGAAAUUGUGCAAAGUGAUGAAGAUCACAAGAAUAUGAAGGAAGAAGCGGCCGUGGAGGGUCCGAUUCCCGUUGUACCUAAGACCAUUGAUCGAUCGCACAAGGACGGCGCCGGUAAAUUGACCAAAGACGAACAACGUGCAGAAGGCGGUGUCUCGGCUGCCGUCUAUGCUACCUACUAUCGUGCCUCGGGCGGAUUUAUCUUUUGGAUGGCUGUUUUGUUGUUCUUUUGCUUGGCUCAAGCAUUCACGGUGGGUCAGGAUUACUGGAUCAAGAUUUGGACGGCCGCCUACGAUCAGACGAGUAACAUGAUGGGCGCCUUUUCUACCACUCGGUUCGGUUCCAUGGACACCGCGGCGUUCUCUGUUGCUUACGUGAACCCAGCAACGUCCACAUCCUGGACCGCCAAGAUCUCAUCCGUCGAUGAUGCUUACUACCUCGGUGUUUAUUUCCUGAUUGGCAUGGUCGCCUUGGUCAUGACCACGUUGCGAUCCCUGAUUCUGUUUGUCGGUUCCUUACGUGCCUCGAAACGCAUCCACUCUCAGUUGUUGGAUCAAAUUUUACAUGCCAAGGUCCGCUUCUUCGAUACUACACCCGUGGGUCGUAUUGUCAAUCGGUUUUCUUCCGAUCUUGAAACGAUUGAUCAAGCCAUCGCUCCAUCGCUCUCACUUUUGGUGUAUUCCAUUAUUGCCACCGUUUUCGUCGUGGCGCUUGUCAGCGUGAUCACGCCGGCCUUCCUUGUGCCGGGCAUCCUGAUUGGCGCUCUUUACUGGAGUAUUGGAUCGUACUACCUUCGUACGUCUCGUGAUUUGAAACGCCUGAAUUCCGUCUCUCGCAGUCCCAUCUAUGUUCAGUUCAACGAAAGUAUCAAUGGUGUGUCGACGAUUCGUGCGUUUGGCAGUCAGUUCCGAUUCAUGGAAGAGAACUUUAAAAAGAUUGACGGCAAUAACCGUCCGUUUAUCUGGAUGUGGGCGACCAACCGAUGGUUGCACUGUCGUGUGGAUGUGCUCGGCGCCUUUGUCGGUUUUUGUACGGGUGUGGUGCUCUUGGCGGCUCGUCAGUGGAUUCAGCCGGGUUUAGCGGGUUUGUCCCUCAGUUACGCUCUUACCUUUACCCAACACGUGUUGUGGGUGGUCCGCAUGUAUGCUGUGAAUGAAAUGAAUAUGAAUGCGAUCGAACGUGUGCACGAGUAUUUGGAUAUUGACCAGGAACCGCCGGCCCACAUCCCUGAACGGUGUCCUCCGCCCAGCUGGCCACACAGUGGUGCGGUCAAGGUGGAAAAUCUCGUCAUGCAAUACGCUCCAGAGAACCCACCGGUCUUGAGGAACAUCUCGUUUGAGACGCGGCCUCGUGAAAAGAUUGGCAUUGUCGGUCGUACGGGUUCCGGUAAAUCGACUCUGGCGCUGUCUCUGUUCCGUUUCAUGGAAGCCACGGAAGGUCGCAUUGUGAUUGACGGAGUCGAUAUUCACAGCAUUGGUCUUGAAGAUUUGCGUUCGCGAUUGACCAUUAUUCCGCAAGACCCUGUAUUGUUCUCCGGUACUUUACGCUCCAAUCUGGAUCCUUUCGGUCAGCACGACGAUGCGGAACUGAAUGCUGCUUUGAAACGUGCCCAUUUGAUGGAUGACGGUAGCAGUAUCAGCUUGGACGCCGUUGUCACCGAAAACGGAAACAACUGGUCCCAAGGGCAGCGUCAGCUCAUUGCUUUGGCGCGUGCCCUGGUGAAGAAAUCGGCCCUGAUUGUACUGGACGAAGCCACGUCCUCCGUCGAUUUUGAUACCGAUCACCGCAUUCAGCAAACCAUUCGUCAGGAAUUCGUGGAUUCUUCCCUCUUGUGUAUUGCGCAUCGUAUCCGUACCGUGGCGGACUAUGACCGCAUCCUUGUUCUCGAUCACGGAAAAGUAGUAGAAUUCGACACGCCUUAUUGUUUGAUGACUACCGAAGGCAGCGUAUUCCAACAAAUGUGUGAACGUAGUGGCGAAUAUUCAGAUUUGCUUGCUAUUGCAAAAGCCAAACAUGAACAAGACCAGCAUUAAUUCCUCUCUCUUUCUUUUUAUCCAAUCUCCUCAUUUUGCACCCUCCUUGUACCCCCAAAGGUGUGAUUGUUUUACUCCUCUUCACUAUUUAUCCAAUAUCUCAUCUCAUAUUAUUAAAGUUUUUCAAACAUACAACGCGAUCGUUGCCGCUGC